Molecule: messenger RNA, 2090 nt
Organism: Saccostrea echinata
Lineage: Eukaryota; Metazoa; Mollusca; Bivalvia; Ostreida; Ostreidae
Exons: 9
Coding region: 1-1992 (663 amino acids)
Biological process (GO): signal transduction
Source: RefSeq, a predicted model, not a curated record
AUGUUUGCAACAAAAGUACCGAAGAGUCCGUCUAGCCCUUCUUCUGAUGCCACCACUGAGAAACAGGCACUGAUAAAUGGCAUAACUGAAGACUCCAACAAAUGGUUAUUAGAAAUACGACAUGGUAGAUCUAAAGGCAAGACACUGGAUAGCCCGGAAGUCUCAAAAGCUUUAAAGAAUCUAAAUGACGGGAUAGCAUGCAUCAUGGUGGUAGGUUUGAAACUUUCAGAAAAAUUCCAGCUCGGGAAUAAACUUUGCGCUCAAGUCUGCUGUGAAGGGAAUCUGUUAGACGACAUGAUUUCUUUUUGUCACAAAAAUCGGAAAAAGCUUCCAAACAUAUCACAAGCAGAGUUGAAUGUGUGGGGAUUUUUCAUGAACGGAACUAUAUUUUCCCCUGAUAUUUCUAAGAAGUUGUCAGCUGCCAAGGACCUUCUUAUAUACGCAAAGGAUGUUUUAGAUGUUCUAUAUGAUUCGUACACAACCUCAAAGUUAAAUAAUUUUCAAAAGUCAGCAGUAGAUUACAUUAGUGCUACAACUCAUAACAUGUGCACCUUCUGUGACGUCACAACCACCAGUGUCCGGGCGGCAGGCUUCCUCCCCAUCUACCUGAAAUAUCUAGAAAGUGACGUCGUAAAAAAUGACUUUACAGUGAGUGUCCCCUUUUUGGCGGCGGCGAGUGACAUCAUGAAUGAAAAUGACGCAAGCAUGGCGGGAAGUCGUGCUGAUGUAGAAUUUAUGAUGUGUGGGAUAGAGGAAUCCAUUCAAUGUAAAUCAGGACAGUUCAAUGGAUGGUUUGCAUUUGAACUAGCAAAAAUUAUAGGAAAUCUUGCAAUAUUUGAUUCCAACAAGAAAAUUUUAGUUGAGUACGGUGUAUUACGACCGCUCAACAAACUAGCGAAACAAACAGAGGAAAUAGAGCAACUCACCGCAACAAAAACGUUGGCACAUCUUGCGUUUGAUGAUGACAACAAGAAAACUUUUAUAUCGGAUGAAAAGACAGACAUAGUGACUACUCUGUUUAAUCUGGCCAAGUCGUCCUCAAUUCCCUCUGUCCGUGAAUCAGCUAGAGGUGUGCUAUGGACUUUAUCGGAACAACUACAUUCCUCAAAGAAAUACGCAGAAAUAGCUGGUGAGUUCUUUCAGAAGAAAUCAAAAGGUCACGUGAUGAUCAGUUAUUCCCGAGAACAGCGCCCCCUACUGCUGAGAGUAAAAGAUGAAAUAACGAAAGCAGGGUUUACUGUGUGGAUGGACAUUGAACAAAUGCGAGACAAUGUGUACGAUAGAAUGGCAGAAGCCAUUCAGAACGCCUCUGUUGUUUUGAUUUCUAUGUCCUAUAGUUACCAAAGAAGUGAAUACUGUAGAAGAGAGGCUGCAUAUGCAUCAUCGUUAAAAAAGGCGCGGAUUCCACUGUUGGUGGAUCCAGAAUACGUAGCAGAGGGCUGGCUUGCUCUCAUGACCGCUGGAGACUACCAUUAUGACUUCGUGAAAAAACCAUUUGAAAUGAAAACAGAGGAACUUAUUCGAGAACUUGAAAGAAAAUGUUUUAAAGAUCAAGGAGAUACAAAAGAUGGAAGCAAUAAGCAGGACAUACCUCCCCAACAAACGCCAGUUGCUUCUUCCCAUGGACAACCUAGCUACAGCCUUCCGCGGCCAUCUUCCCACGGACAACCAACAUAUAGUAUACCUCCGAUAAAAGAAAGAGAUCCAGUUCAAAACAAGAAAAGUGGGAAAAGAUGGAAGAAAUUUGCUAAACUAGACAAAGAACAAGUAAUAACUUGGUUGGAAAAGCAUCACUUACCCAGAGAAGUGUUUGAAAGUUACAGAGCCAAAGACAUUGUAUUUUUAGCGCAAAUGAAGGAAGAGGCCCCAGAGGUCUUCUAUAAACAUGUGAUGAAGAUUUCAAAAACUAAAAACAAGAUAGAGGCCCUGCAGUUAGCCGCCGAUUUCACCAGAGCCCUGGAACAUUUAAAGAUCCCGGAUGAUGGAAAAUAAAUAUCACACAGGAUUCUAACUAAUCUUAUUUCAUUGCUUUUCAAUUAAUGUAUUAUUUUCAAACACACUUCAAGCAGUAAAACAAGUAUUUUCUAGUC